GUUUGUUAGUUUCCCAUCCCAUUUCUAAACUUCUUACUUCAUCUCUCUCUCAUUCCCAACGCAAUAUUCAGAAAUGGGAUUUUUUCUUAAUUAUCAUUACUAUCUUCUUUCUGUGCUGCUGCUUUUGCCUGCAUUGUCUUACUCUGAAGACACAUUUACAUGUUCUAGGGCAACUUACUAUGGUAGCCCUGAUUGCUUAGGGACUCCAUCUGGAGCUUGUGGGUAUGGAGAAUUUGGAAGAACUGUAAAUGAUGCUAACGUUGCUGGAGUUUCAAGGCUGUGGAAAAAUGGAACUGGUUGCGGAGGUUGCUAUCAGGUUAGGUGCACAGUGCCAAAACUUUGCACUGAUUAUGGAGUGAACAUAGUGGUGACUGACUAUGGUGAAGGAGACCACACCGAUUUCAUCCUCAGCCCGAGCGCCUACUCAAAACUGGGACGUCCAGACACAGCUGAUGAGUUAUUUGCUUACGGUGUUGUUGAUGUAGAAUUCCGAAGAAUCUCCUGCAAAUUCAAAGGUUACAAAAAUCUCAUGUUUAAGGUUCAUGAGCACAGCAGGUUCCCUCAUUACCUAGCAAUAAUUUUGCUCUACCAAGCUGGACAAAAUGAAAUCCUAGCAGUUGAAAUAUGGCAGGAGGAUUGUAAGGAAUGGAGGGGAAUGAGGAGGGCAUAUGGUGCUGUUUGGGACAUGCCAAAUCCCCCAUAUGGGUCAAUAACGUUGAGAUUUCAAGUGAGUGGAAGCAUGGGGAUGACAUGGAUUGUAGCAAACAAUGCAAUCCCUGGUGAUUGGAAGGCUGGAGUUGCUUAUGAGUCAGAUAUCCAGCUUACUUAAACGACAAUAUAUAACAUGUAUCCCAGUUGAUUAUGAGUUAUGAUAUUUAGUGCUACUCUGCCUUAUAUAAGUGUGAUUUAGUUUUGUAUCAUCAGCUGAUGAAUAAAAAUUGGGAUUGUAAGGAUAGUAUGAAUAAAGUUCCACUGGAUUCCAAUACAA
This is a messenger RNA of Pistacia vera, 988 nucleotides long. Its product is annotated as expansin-like B1. The record is from RefSeq and is a predicted model, not a curated record. Gene Ontology annotation, cellular component: extracellular region. NCBI's taxonomy places the organism in Eukaryota, Viridiplantae, Streptophyta, Magnoliopsida, Sapindales, Anacardiaceae. The transcript is spliced from 4 exons. Bases 74 to 829 code for a protein of 251 amino acids.